Diutina rugosa is the source of this 3189-nucleotide messenger RNA. RefSeq names its product DNA-dependent ATPase. NCBI's taxonomy places the organism in Eukaryota, Fungi, Ascomycota, Pichiomycetes, Serinales, Debaryomycetaceae. Gene Ontology annotation, cellular component: nucleus. Gene Ontology annotation, molecular function: chromatin binding; DNA binding; ATP binding. Bases 1 to 3189 code for a protein of 1062 amino acids. The transcript has a single exon. The record is from RefSeq and is a predicted model, not a curated record.
AUGGACGACCGCUACUCUAAGUUGGAGGCGAAAAAGGAGGCCAUCCGCCAGCACCCGGACUUCGUCCUCGUCCGCAAGCGGUUCCCCCACGCCCAGGAAAGCGACAUCUUCCGAGCGUUCAUCGCCGGCAAGGGCAAGCUCCGCCAGAUCACCCAGAUCUUACACGACCAGUUCGCCAACGGGGCUGUCGGUGGCGGCAUGCCGAUGUACCAGCAGCCGCCGCCGCAACCGCAGCAGCAGCAGUUCUAUAACGGCCAGUUCUACCCGCCCCAGCCGCAGCAGCCUCAACAACCGUACCUGCCCCAAAUGCACCACCAGCCGGGGCAGCCGCCGAGCUUCCAGCCUCAGAUGAACCAGAUGAACCAGCAGUUUCCCUAUCAGCAGCCCCAGCCGCAGAUGGGGUUCCAAAACGGUAACACCAACAACUUUAUGCCCCCCUACGGUGGUCCUCAGCCGAUGGGGCAAAUGGGCGGGGCGCUGCCGCUGCCGCUGAUUGACCCGCUGAUCAAUCCUGAUUUGCUUGAAAGCGAUGCUAAACGGGCCAAAGUGAUGCCGAUGCUGAGUAUCCCUUCCACCAAAGUUGAAGUGAAGAAAAAACAGUCGAUUUUGGAUAAGUAUAAAGUGAGACCUCAGCGGCUUCAAGGGUUACAACAGAACCAGUUCCAGCAACAGUACCAGCAUAACCAGUUCCAGCAAGUACCCCAAUACGCCGCCCCGCCAGGACAGAUGCCGGGGUACCCUGGUCCUCCCCAACAGUUCAACCAGCACCAGCAACCGCCGUUCUACCCUCAGGGUUACAACCAGCAACCUCCAGUGCACACUAAGUUUGCGUUUAAGGUGAAUAACGGGGGCCACUACCCUCAGGGAAGACGUCCGGAUAUGCCGAUCGUGCUGAGACCUGACGGGUCUCAUUUGGACAUUUUGGAGGAACGUAUCCGCUCCAACCGCAGUGCUACCAAAAGACGAUAUUCCGAGGACUGGCUGGACGACCUGGACGACCUGGAAGGCGGUGGUGGCGGCGGUAAAGCCUCUUACUACGACGGGGUGACUCUGAUUGACUCUCAAGUGCUUGAAUACAUCAAUCUGGCGACAUUACAACAAUUGAUUGAAGUGGGUGGUGUCGAACCCGCUGUCGGUGAAUUGGUGAUGCAACAACGUCCAUUCAACACCAUCUACGAGAUCUCUGAAAAUGAGUUCACUUUACCCGAUGAAACCCCCAAACCUCCCUCGCGUAAAGGUAAGCGGAAGCCGUUGGGGUUGCGGUUGGUCGAGGCCACCGAACACUCGUUGCGCGGGUACCAAGCGGUUGAUUCGUUGGUGAAACAGUGUGCCGAGUACGGGGAACAGAUCUCGUCGCAGAUGAAAGAGUGGGGGGUCACCGUCACCGGUGAGGGUGAGUUGUCCACCAUUGAACUCGAUCCGGUUAAGGAACUGAGCAGUCAGACGGUGCCGUACAUCAAACACAAGCCCGAGCUUUUGCUGGAGGAAAUCACCUUGAACAAUUACCAACAGGUGGGGAUCAACUGGUUGAACCUUCUCUACCAAAACCACUUGCUGUGCAUUCUUGCCGACGAAAUGGGUUUGGGUAAGACCUGUCAGGUGAUCUCGUUCAUGGCCCAUUUGAAAGCCACCGAAAAGAAAAACGGGCCCCAUCUCGUCAUCGUGCCUGCUUCCACCAUUGAAAACUGGUUGCGUGAAUUCCAAAAGUUCUGUCCUCUGCUUGUGGUACAAGCCUACUACGGGCUGGUCAAGGAACGGGAAGAGUUGCGCGCUCUGCUUGAAGGCAUUGACUACGACGUCAUGGUCACCACUUACUCGCUUGCCGCCGGUGCUCCUGCCGAUUUCAAGUUCUUGAGACAACAAAACUUCAACAUUAUCGUCUACGAUGAAGGGCAUUUCCUCAAGAACUCGUUGACGGAACGGUAUAACAAGUUGAUGAGACUUAACGCCAAGUUCAGAUUGCUUCUCACCGGUACCCCGUUGCAAAACAAUUUGAAGGAAUUGGUGUCGCUUUUGCUGUUCAUGUUGCCCAAGUUGUUUAACGAAAAGAAAGAGGAUUUGCAGAACUUGUUCAACCAGAAAUUGGGCACUGCGUUCUCGUCUAAGCUGCAACUGGGGACGCCACUGCUGCAUAACCCGUUGAUGGCGACUCAGGCCAUCGCCAAAGCCAAGACGAUGAUGACACCGUUUGUGCUUCGGAGAAAGAAGGAACAAGUGUUGCAACACUUGCCCUCGAAGUGCCACGAAAUCAUCGACUGUCUGAUGACGGAAUCGCAACAAAAGAUUUACGAUGAAGAGAUUGAUCGGGCCAAGAAGACGCGGGCGGAACGUGAACGUCGGGCAACCAUCACCGAUAAGGCUGAGCUUGAGAAAUUCAAAAAGGACCCGUUGCCGUCGUCAACCAACGUGCUCAUGCAAUUGCGUAAAGCGACAUUGCACCCGAUGCUUUUCCGCAUUGAUUUCACCGACGAUAAAUUGAAGGAAAUGGCCAAGGCGAUCAUGGCGGAGCCGGAAUACGUCAAGGCUAAUGAAGACUACAUUUACGAGGAUAUGACGGUGAUGCUGGAUUACGAGCUCAACAACUUGUGCGAGAAAUUCCCUACGAUCAACCUGUUCAAAUUGCCCGAUUCGGCUUACCUUAACCUGGGUAAAGUCACCGAAUUGCUUAAGUUGUUGGACGACAUCAUCAACAAGCGUAAGGAAAAAGUGCUCGUGUUCUCGUUGUUCACACAAUUGUUGGACGUGUUGGAAAAAGUGUUGGCCAUUUACAAGUACAAGUUUGUCCGUCUUGACGGGGCUACACCGGUAGAGACUCGUCAAGAUAUCAUCGACUCGUUCUACGACGAAGAAGAUAUCCCCAUCUUUUUGCUUUCGACCAAAGCCGGUGGGUUUGGUAUCAAUUUGGUCGCCGCCAACAACGUGGUGAUCUUCGACCAGUCAUUUAACCCUCACGACGACAAACAGGCGGAAGACCGUGCCCACCGUGUGGGGCAAAAGAAGGAGGUGACGGUGUACAAGUUGAUCACCAAGGACACCAUCGAGCAGAACAUCUUGCACUUGGCGGAAAACAAGUUGCAGUUGGACGAGCAGAUCUCGCUGGACCUGGCGGUGGACCCGAAGUUGGAGGAGAAGCAGGCGACGAUGUGGGAGCAAAUGUUGUUCUCGACCCAGGGCGGCGUCGCCGUAUAA